Messenger RNA from Auanema sp. JU1783, 738 nucleotides. Lineage: Eukaryota; Metazoa; Nematoda; Chromadorea; Rhabditida; Rhabditidae. The record is from the annotation of a GenBank genome assembly.
AUGGACAAGGAAGAACUCAAGAGAGUGCAGGAUGAGCGACAGGAAUAUGUUAAAAACCUGGGAAUAGAAUAUCGGUUCGGAUGCUAUGAGGAAAAGCGUCCCGAGUCCUGUCAUUUGUUAGCUGAGUAUUUCGAGGCCAUCAACUUGAACUUUAAGAAAGCUUUUGAUCUUCUGAAGUCUAAUUGUUUGGAGAGUGAAUAUCCUAAAAGCUGUUAUAAAUAUGGAAUGUAUGUAUUGAGUGGAAAAGAAUGUACUCCGAAUUUGAAGGACAUGAUCAAACCCAUGGAAAUCGCUUGUGAUGGUGGUGUACGUCAAGGAUGCAGGUAUCUCUCUCUUGUACAUUGGAACGGAGAGAAAGACAGGCCGGCCGAUUCUAAAAAAGCUGAAAAAUACAUGCAAAAGGCUUGUGAAAUGGACGACGGAGAGGCAUGUUGGUUGUUAAGCACUUGGUACAUGGGUAAUAAAGAAAAAUUUGUAACAAGUUCAAAGGGGGACGCAAAAGAGUUGGACCGCACAAGCCUAGGCUCGUUGGAGAGAAGUAUGGAGAAAUCGCUGCUAUACGGUAUCAAGGCUUGCGAGAAUGAUAUUCCCCACAGUUGCGCCAACGUGGCAAGGAUGUACAAGCUUGGUGAUGGCAUAGAGAAGGAUCCAGAUAUGGCAAAGAAGUAUAUAGAUAAAGCUAAAGAAGUUAUGGAAGCGAUGAAGAAUAAAGAGAACUCAGCAGGAUUCACUGGUUAA